This is a messenger RNA of Lactuca virosa, 396 nucleotides long. NCBI's taxonomy places the organism in Eukaryota, Viridiplantae, Streptophyta, Magnoliopsida, Asterales, Asteraceae. The record is from the annotation of a GenBank genome assembly.
AUGAUUUUUAGUUUAACUUUUAGUAAUGUUCAAGAGCCGAGUCAACAUGGGAAGAUCAAACUAAAGAAAGUGAAAUAUAAUGGAACCAAUUCAGACGACACUUUAAACGCAUCUAUUACGAAGUACACACAGAGUUUAAAUAACCUUGGUGAUUCCACGAAAUCUGAUACCAUAGCCCUGAACAACUAUAUGAAUGCUCAAUACUUUGGUGAGAUCGGCAUUGGCACCCCACCUCAGAAAUUUAAUGUGAUCUUCGAUACAGCUAGUGCAAACUUGUGGGUACCUUCCUCACAAUGCUUAUUUUCGGCAUCUUGCUCUAGCCAUAUGAAAUACGAGUCAAGUAGAUCAAGCACUUACAAAGCAAAUGGUAGUGGCACUAAGGCUGCUGGAACUUGA